AUGGUUGAAUUCACAAGAAAGUUUACCACCAAAUCGGGUAUCCCCAUCACUAUUGGGGCCGGUUCCGGUACUAAAUGGCAGUGGUUUAAGAAGAACCAAAACCAGGGCAAUCUCACCCAAGAACUCAUCGACCAGUUGGUUUUGGCGUUGAAAGUCGGCUUUAACCAUAUUGACACGGCCGAAUACUAUACCACUCAUGAAGAAGUAGCCGCAGCGAUUAAGCAAUCGGGCAAAAAGAGAGAGGACUUGUUUUUGACCACUAAGUACUCGCCUGGCUACUUGGGCACUCUGUGCAUCACUUCGGGACCUUUGGAGUCGAUCGACAAGGCGUUAAAGGAGUUUGACACCGACUACAUCGACUUGUUUUUGAUCCACUCGCCGUUCUUUGACGAAACGUGUCUGAGAGGUUUGACGUUGCUGGACGCGUGGAAACAGAUGCUCGAGGUGAAAAAGUCGGGCAAAGUGAGACACAUCGGCGUGCUGAACUUUGCCAUCCCCCACUUGGAGGAGAUCAUGGCCAUUGACCCCUCUGUUGUCCCCGAAGUGAACCAGAUCGAAGUGCACGCGCAAUUACAGGAACAAACCCCCGGUAUCUUAGAUUUCUGCCGUCAACACCAGAUCCAAGUGGAAGCCUACGGCCCGUUGCUGCCGUUAUUCCGCUCGGAACAGUCUCCGAUUAUCCCGGAAGUGGAGAAGUUGGCCCAGAAAUACCAGAAAACCCAGGCCCAAAUCUUAUUGAGAUGGGUCUACCAACAAGGCAUCCUCCCCAUUACCACUCUGACCAAUGAGCAAAGACUUAGAGACGCGUUAGACAUUGUUAACUUUGAGCUUGAGCAGAAGGAUCUCGAUGCCCUUACCCAAUUGGGGUUGGUUCACCGCCAACGCAACUUCUUUGCCGACGACAUGGCCAAAGUGGAAAAGCAAUUGACGGUUCCUGCUGCUGUUGCCAUCUAG
Diutina rugosa is the source of this 954-nucleotide messenger RNA. Its product is annotated as aldo-keto reductase superfamily protein. Gene Ontology annotation, molecular function: oxidoreductase activity, acting on NAD(P)H as acceptor. The transcript has a single exon. Bases 1 to 954 code for a protein of 317 amino acids. NCBI's taxonomy places the organism in Eukaryota, Fungi, Ascomycota, Pichiomycetes, Serinales, Debaryomycetaceae. The record is from RefSeq and is a predicted model, not a curated record.